UUUACAGCUUAUGUUGUACAUGUCUCGGUGUUUACUGCAGUCUGUGACCCAGACUUGCACAAUACAAGGUCUUAAAUUAGAGCCAGUUUAGACAGCACGAACAGACAAGACAGCCUGGGAAGCCGAGACACUGUGAACAAUGCAGUGAAAGGCCGGUAUAAAAAAUGAUGUAACCCAAAACUCAUCACGAUUACAAUAGUCUCGAAAAGAGUAUCUAUAUACACAAGGGCUCGUCCGCUGAUAUACAAUAAUUAAAUAAGGUCAUUGUUAGUGUAACAUUUCAUCUCAAAGCUGCACUUCAGUCGUGGGAAAUGAAACAAUGACACAGCAGAAGUGAUGUGCAGGAUAAAAGGCAGAGAGGCAAAGCUUUGGCUCAACACAGCAGCUGAUCCUCAAACAGGCCACACAUCAUCAUCGUCAUCAUCACCAUGAAGUUGCUCAGUGUGUCUCUUGCACUCUGCUACCUCCUGACGCUGAGCCGAGCCGCUCCGUUCAACUCCUCUGUCUCCACAGAGAGGCACCUGGGCCUCUGUGAGUACACGAAGGACCACACCAGCAACCUGCCUGGGGCGUUCGUCCCGCAGUGCGACGCCAACGGGAAUUUCCUCCCGCAGCAGUGCUGGGCGUCCACCGGGUACUGCUGGUGCGUCGACGUCAUCACUGGAAAGGAGAUACCGCACACGAAGACACCACCGGGAACCGUGCCUGUUAACUGCAAGAAGGACUACUACUGCCCCUAUGGCUGGUCCCGUUUUGACAAACGAUGUUUCGUCUUCAUCGACAAACCGAAGACAUGGAUCGAAGCCGAGAUUUACUGUCUGUUUGAAGGUGCAAACCUGGCUUCAAUCCACAGUUAUGACGAGAAUCGCUUCGUCCAGGAUCUGACCAGAGGAGACACCCACGACUUCCCUGAAACCUGGAUCGGUGGCUUUGAUAUCAUAAUGCACUACUAUUGGUUGUGGAGUGAUGGCUCCAAGUUCAACUACAACAACAUCGGCAAAGAAGACGACGCAAUGGAGGAAAAUGAGCACUGUCUGAAGAUGAAUGAUGGAUAUGACUGGAAGUGGGACCCUGCCCGUUGCAAUGAGAGUCUCCCUUUUGUUUGUGCGAAGAGGAUGUGGGCCUGACAAGUUCCUGGCUACAGGAUGCAGAACAGUUAGAGUAACAUUUCCUCUUCAAAAUCAGUUCCCGCCACUCCUUGUCUUCCUUGUUUUUGUCAAACGUGAUCGAUAUAUAUGGGUAAAGUCUGGCUAUAAUCCACCAGCACCACCACCUUUCAGUCUAACUUCUGCCACGCAUAUCAUAUCUUCAGCAAGAUUUGUAAUUCCAAUGUCAAUAAAAAUAUCAUUGAAUGCAUUAGAAGCUUUAGAAAUGAUAUCAAUAAAAAAUUGCACAACAAA
This is a messenger RNA of Dicentrarchus labrax (European seabass), 1400 nucleotides long. RefSeq names its product ladderlectin (gene eslec). The transcript is spliced from 6 exons. The record is from RefSeq and is a predicted model, not a curated record. Lineage: Eukaryota; Metazoa; Chordata; Actinopteri; Moronidae. Gene Ontology annotation, molecular function: signaling receptor activity. The coding region runs from base 429 to 1127 and encodes 232 amino acids.